AUGUCCCCUUCUGUCUUCAGUUUUCCUAACAAAAUUAUCUUCGGCGUCGGGACAAUUAACACACUCGCGGAACAGCUCUCGGCGUUUUCCCCCCACAAAGUUUUAUUGGUAACGGACAAGGGGAUUCGCCAAGUAGGAUUAGCAAACGAAGUAACGCAGCGACUCGAAGCGGCACGAAUUGACCACGCAAUCUACGAUGGUGUCCAUGGCAAUCCGGUCGAAGAGGAUGUGUUCGACGGCGCGGCUGUUUUCCAGAAGGAAGGCUGCGAUUUCGUAAUUGGCAUGGGCGGCGGGAGUCCGCUAGAUGUCGCCAAACUAAUCUGUUUGAAGGCGACCCAUCCCCUACCGCUAGCGGAAUACGAAGUCCUCAACGGCGGACUGGAGAAAAUUUCGUCCGACCUUCCAUCAAUGCUUGCCAUUCCAACCGCCGCAGGAACUGGGAGUGAAGUCGGACGCGGUGCCGUUGUCACGAUAAAAUCGCUGGGCCGCAAGGCACUGGUCUUUAGUCCCCAUCUGCUGCCCAAAACCGCAAUCGUGGAUCCGGAAUUGACCGUCGGGUUGCCCAAAACCUUGACCGCUGCAACAGGGAUGGACGCGCUUACCCACAACCUUGAAUCCUACCUUUCAACUGUUUAUCACCCGAUGUGUGACGCGAUUGCGCUUGCCGGGGUCAAAACUGGUGCUCAAAACCUGCGUCGCGCUGUCGAAAAUGGCAGCGACCUCGAAGCACGUGGUGCGAUGAUGAUGGCGGCGAUGAUGGGUGCCAUCGCGUUUCAGAAAGAACUGGGUGUCACCCAUUCACUGGCACACCCGCUUUCGACCAUCGCUGACCUACAUCACGGGCUUGCAAACGCGAUUCUCCUUCCAUACACAAUGGCGUUCAACAAGAAUGCGGCAACAGAUCAGCUAAAGGACAUCGCUGGUGCAUUCGGCGUGAAUACCCACCCACUAUCACCGGAGGAAGCCGCACAAGCCGCAAUCGAUCAGGUUGCGCAGUUGUGCAAGGAUAUUGGCAUUCCGUCACACUUGCGGGAGGUAGAUGUGAAGGCAGAGAUGAUUCCUCGCCUCGCUCGGCAGGCAAUGGCGGAUGGGUGCCACCUGACCAAUCCCCGCCCUUGCACAGAAGGAGACAUGAUUGAUUUGUAUCAGCAGGCAUUUUGA
Geodia barretti is the source of this 1161-nucleotide messenger RNA. NCBI's taxonomy places the organism in Eukaryota, Metazoa, Porifera, Demospongiae, Tetractinellida, Geodiidae. The record is from the annotation of a GenBank genome assembly.